CAAUGAUGACAAAAUGAUGCAAUUUAUUAAUGAUAAAAUAAUGCAGCCUGGUAUCAAUAAUAACAGCAACAAUGAAGUAAUGCAGCCUGAUAUCAAUAACAGCAGCAAUGACGAAAUAAUGCAACCUGGUAUUGAUAACAGCAGCAACAACAAAAUAAUGCCUGGUAUUAAUGACAGUACCAACAAUAUAAUAACACAGUCUAAUAUCAAUAAAAGCAACAAUAACGAAGUUAUGCAGCCCAGCAACAACAGCAAAAUAAUGCAGUCUAGCAGUAACA
This is a messenger RNA of Ambispora gerdemannii, 278 nucleotides long. The record is from the annotation of a GenBank genome assembly. Lineage: Eukaryota; Fungi; Glomeromycota; Glomeromycetes; Archaeosporales; Ambisporaceae.